UUUAGGUCAGCAGGGCCACAGAAAGAGAUGGAAGAAAAACCCAUUUAUUUGAUUUCUGUCAUGAACGUGUUUGUUCUAGCAUUCCUCUCUCUGCCAGGGCUUCAAGGUCAGGGGGGCUGGAGCGUGACUUACUCUCCCUCACAGAUCUGUGCCAUAAAGGGCUCAACAGUGGAAUUAAAAUGCACAUAUCCACCCAAAAUAAAUGAUACAGUUAUAGUGGUUCAAAACAUACAAUGGUUUACCAAAGGGACAAAUGCUGCUCCUGUAAAUCUGAGAAAGGACCAAAACUAUGCAGGUCGGGUUGAGUACAGAAAUGGCUGCACUGUGAGAAUCAGGGAUAUUAGAGAAACGGACUCAGCUGUCUACAAGAUAAGUCUUAAAACAAAUUACCAUCAGGGAUCAUAUACUGCCGUUCCAGGGGUUAGCUUGUCUGUCUCUGGACUCAAGCUGCAUGUGAUCAAAUCAGAGCGCAGACAGAAUUAUAUUUGGACACAGAUGAAAUGCAACAGCAGUUGUCUACCUGAUCAACAUCCCUACAUCUGGAUUAAGAACGGGAAUGAAACUUUGGCGGGGACCUCCUCAUUUUUUCAAUACACAUUCUGUGAUACGGAGCGCAUUUCAUGUGCUGCAAAAGGAUAUGAGAAGUUCCCCUCUCCAUCAGUGUAUGCACCAAGGCCCCCGACUGUUUCACAUCAUCCACUAGGGGAGGUGGUGGAGGGAAGCUCUGUGACUUUGGUUUGUAACAGUGAUGCUAAUCCACCUGCUACCUACAAAUGGUACAAGGAGGAUGAACCAGAUCCAUGCAGCAAAGAGUCAAAGCUUGUUUUCAAAUCAGUUCAGUCCUCUGACUCUGGAAAAUAUUCCUGCAAAGCUGAAAAUGUGCUAAACAUGACAUCAGAGGAUAUCAUAUUGGAUGUAGAAUAUGCUCCAAGGCUUCCUGUGGUGUCUUUGGUUCCCUCUGGUGACAUUGUGGAGGGCAUGUCAUUGACACUGACCUGCAGCAGUGAUGCCAACCCUGUAGCUAAUUACAGCUGGUUUAAAGAAAAUGAAAAAUGGCCACAGUAUUCAAGACAAAACUUCACCAUUGCAGAUAUAGGACAACAACACAGUGGGCUUUAUCACUGUGAAGCCCACAACAGGAGAGGAAGUCUCAAAUCUUCUAUACAUUUUACUGUUGCUGAAAGUGACAUCAGUAUACCAGUUCGGCCAGAUCUUCUGACAUAA
Molecule: messenger RNA, 1224 nt
Organism: Cyprinodon variegatus (sheepshead minnow)
Lineage: Eukaryota; Metazoa; Chordata; Actinopteri; Cyprinodontiformes; Cyprinodontidae
Product: B-cell receptor CD22-like
Exons: 6
Coding region: 28-1224 (398 amino acids)
Source: RefSeq, a predicted model, not a curated record